This is a messenger RNA of Rosa chinensis, 3778 nucleotides long. RefSeq lists its product as uncharacterized. The record is from RefSeq and is a predicted model, not a curated record. Lineage: Eukaryota; Viridiplantae; Streptophyta; Magnoliopsida; Rosales; Rosaceae. The transcript is spliced from 2 exons. Bases 113 to 2488 code for a protein of 791 amino acids.
AAUUGUCAGUCCCGGACAGUAGCAACUAGCAACCAGCAAGCCCCAUUUUGAGAAAGAAGACACUGAAAACCAGCAGCGAAUCAAUUCCUCCAAAGCGAAACCCUGACAGAGUAUGACCCAAGUCGAAGGAGAGGAGGAGCCACAGAACCCUAAUUCCCAAUUUGAAACACUCACCCUACAACCCCCUCCACAACCACAAAUGAAGCCUCAACCCGACUCAAACCAAGACAACCCCGACGCCUUCCCCGUCCGAUCUCCCCGGAGCCGGACCGCCAUAACCUUCGCUCGCAAGAAGCGCAAGAAGACGGGCAGGAAUCCGAAAGCCUCUCAGAAGAAGCUGGAGAUUCUGCGCCAAACCCUAAAGCCAAUCCCCUUCGUCCCCGCCAAAACCCUAGACUUCGACAGCCACGAGGAGCUCCUGAAGCGGCUGGGCUUGUGGGACUUCGUCCACAUCAAGUUCGAUCGGAGCAUUAGGGCUGAUCUCCUCGCCCAAUUGAUCGUCAACUUCAACUCCCAGCAGCGGUGUAGCUACGUCAACGAGCUUAGGAUUCUGGUUAACCGGUCCGAUCUGGGACGCGCAUUGAAGCUUCCGGUGAUGCUCAAGUCCAAGAAGAGCGCCGUGGAAGAUGCCGGCGAGGAGCAGCCGCCGGCGUCGGAGGAGUCGAUAGCUUUUCUGGAGGAUUUGGUUUCGAAUUGGAUGCUUUUGCACGGGGAUAUGUGGAUGAUGCCCGGCGAGGUGUUGGGUUAUACCAAAGCAAUCAAAGAAGGUCAGUUUGGGAAGGUGGACUGGGCUGGUUUGGUUUGGUACAUGGUGAAUGAGGAGCUAGGUAAGGCCACGCAGUUGGAGAAUUGUUACUAUGCGUCGCAUUUGCAGCAUUUGAUCAAGUCGCAGAAGGAGGAUUUGUUUUCGGUGAAGCAAGAGUCGAAAGUGGAGAUUGAUUUGAAGGAUGAUGAUGAGGAAGAAGAGGAAGAGGAUGGUGGUGGGGAUGUGAAAAUGGAUGAUGUUCAGGGAGGCAGAUUGGAGGAGAAUGAUAUUAAGUUGUGUCUCGGGCAAGAAAAUGUGACCAAAGUUGAGGUUGAGCACGAAAACUUGGAGAAAGUUGAUGUUGAGCGAGAAGAUGCGGAGAAUGUUGAUGAUGAGCGAGAAGAUGCGGAGAAAGUUGAUGUUGGGAAAGAGAAUGUGGAGAAAGAUGAUGUUGGGCAAGAGAAGGUGGAGGAAGUUGAGGCUGAGCAAGAAAAUGUAGAGAAAGUUGAUUCUCAGCAAGGAAAUGCGGAGAAAGUUGACGUUGGAGAAGAAAAUGUUGAGAAAGUUUGUGGUGAAACAGAGCGGGUUGAGGUUGAGGUUGAGGAUGAGGAUGUGAUGGAUUUUGAAGAAUUUAAGGAGGCAGAGCCUGCCCAAUGGGUUUUGGCUGGGAAGGACAAUCUAGGUGAGCCUUGUUUGCAGCGGUGUAAUCUCGGUGGUAUUAAGGAUCUUGGUUGUGGGGAUGAGAGAAAUAAAAAUAUGGAGUUGGGAGAAGGAGUAGGUGAAGAAGAACAAGAAGAUGAUGAAAUAGAAGAAGAGGAAGAGGAGGAUGAUGAUCAGGAGGGUGGUUUCCACCUUUUGCCUAAAGGUUUUUCUUUAGAGGGGUUUCCUUCAGGAAAUCUUACUCAGGGUAUGGAUGGUAUGCCACUGCGUGAUCAUUUUGGCAUAGAAUUUCCUUCUCCAAGGGACCUAAUGCUUCCCGGAAGUUCUUCCAUUUAUGGUAAUGGUCCCAAGAGAGAGAUUAACCAUGAGAAUGAUAAUUCUCAUCAUGGUCUCAAUGGUAAUAAGAGGUUGAGGACAGAAGGCUCUUGGGAUAGUAAAAUGUCUGGUGACUUUGAGACAGGUAUGGAUCAAAUACAGCAGUGGUUGGGGAGAGUGGAGGAUAUGCAGCAGUGGAUGGGAAAAGCUAGGAUGAUGUAUACAGCAAAAGAACAGGAGUGCCAACAAGCUGCAAAUAACCAGCAGUAUUUUAUGCAAGAGUUGCAGAGAAGGGAUGAGAUGAUUGAGCACUUGCAUAAGGCCAGGUUUGAAGACCAGCAAAAGUUUCAAACAGAGAAGUUUAGGUUUGAGCAUGAGGUCCACUUGAUGAAAAAUCUCUUGGACGGCUACAGGAAAGCUUUAAAGGCAACACAAAAGGCAUUUGCUGAACAUAGAGCACAUUGUCCACAGGCUGUUGAGCCACUCUACAGGGAUGUUCCGGGAUCCGGGGGCCUUGUUUUAAGCACCACAGAACUGGAAAAGCUACGCAUAAAGCAAGAAGAAGAAGAGAGGAUAAAUAGACUGGCGAUUGAAACGAUGAUUAAGGACUUUGAAGCUGGGUGGAGUAGUGAAUAUGAAGCACACCAAAAGAGUGUUGAAUUAGCUAGUAGCAGGUUGAUGGAUGUUGAGAAGGAAGUGAAACUUCUCAAGGAAGGCCUUUUAAAACAGAGGCUUCCAGAAACACAAGAAUCUCCAAAUGAAUCAUGAGAUGCUCGGUAUAACUCAUGACUAGUGUUGAUAAUUGAGCUAGUAAUUUGGAUGAACGCCUGGCCCAUGACCCUUAAUGCAUAGGUUUUGUUGAAUCCUAUUUGGGAUCAAAAUCUCUCGAACAAUUAUCUGGAACUUGCCACCACAUUUACCAUAUCCUGAGUGACAUUUUGUGCUCUUGAAACCCUAGGGUUAAAUCGCUUAGUAUCUUGACAAGCAGCCCCCUGAGUAUAGAGGGAAAAUCUUAUCCCUGAAAUAGUUUAUGGAUUUGAUUGUGUGAGUUUUGCUUUUUCAUAUACAACUGUAUUGCUCUGUGCAGUGUCUCCCUUUACUUUACUUGUCUAGUCAAGUAGUUCUCUUGCAAGGCGCAAGAAGUUCCUGUUAAAUGUCAGUGAUUUGCUGUUGGAACUGUGUGAGAAGAUUUUGUGGAAACUCUGAUGAGGAGGGUUAAUCUAAACAGACGAAACUUUCCUGUGUGAUUUUUUCUGAUGGAGGGUCCUGCAAAAUGCAAACUAUGCAUCAAAGCUGGUUUGAUGGAUGCGGAUGCAGUGUAUGGGUUGGCUACUUCUAAUUAAGUGGUAGUAGGCUUAACAGUAGAGGUCAUAUAGUAGCUUAAUAUUAGGAUCCUUCUCCGUAUCGGGAUAUGCUUCUAAAUUCUAAUGUUAGCUAGAUGUUUGCUUCCUUGUUGGGCAUCACUUUGCAUGAGAUUAGAAGCAUUAUAUUUGCUAAUGAACUAUGAAAUAUCUUUAGUUUAUAUUAUGCAGUCAGUGAUUUGGUCUUAUCUAUUCUAGCAUACACAGUCAGGAGAUGCUGGGUGAGUCAUUUAUUGUUUUACAUUCAUACGUAAAGCAGAUACAGCUUUUAUUAGCAAGUUAAACGGUCAACUUUGCUCUAUUGCAGUGUUAAUUAUAAGUUGAUUUGUGUCGUUAUAUGAGAUGAGACUGAUACCCAUUUUCUUGUUUAUUUGUAAGUAUUACAUAAUUACCAGUUAUGAACUAAUGACUUAGUAAGUACUGUUGGCCUUUGCUGCUGAAUCCCCUAUCUGGCAUCGAAUUUUCUUGCAGUCACCUCCACUUUCUCAGGAUCUCAGUGUGGCACCUGCUUUUUAUAUAUCCUGUUGUAUUGGCAUAUGAGACCCAGUUGUCUGUGCAUGCUUCCCUGCAUGCAAUCUAAGUACCGGAUUACUCUUUUUUUGCACCUCACAAGAGAUAUUGUUUGAUGUGAAAUGAAUUCUACUUACCUACCUACUGGAGUUGAUCCAUGUAAUUGGGUUAAUAAUUCAGUUACUCA